Molecule: messenger RNA, 2337 nt
Organism: Linum trigynum
Lineage: Eukaryota; Viridiplantae; Streptophyta; Magnoliopsida; Malpighiales; Linaceae
Source: the annotation of a GenBank genome assembly
UAACGAGCCAAACCUGAAUAAGGUAAAGCUCGACUCAACCUCGUUAGUAGCCCUACCUAUCCCACCCAUAUACAUUUGAAAAGGAAAGCUAAUUAUGUUUGUACUAAGUUGAAACUAAAUUUUUUUCGUUCCAAAUUAAUUAAGCUCAUGCCAAAAAUGGUUAGUGUAUGAAUGGAAAUGGAUUGAUUCAUCCAAUAAUCUAGAUCAAAACUAAAAAAAUUAGACACGAAUCUGCCAUUUAUCUAAUUGAACCACUCCACGUGAUAUGGCAGUAGUAUACAGGGGAAAUCCGUUGACUGUCUGCAGAUUAUAACUAACCAAACGAUGUAUUAGCAGCAUCGAUCCACAAAUGAGUUUCAUCUCCAUGGAAUAUCUCCGCCAAAAGAUGAUCUCUUGCUCAUUCUCCAGUGAAGCAUUCAGUAUCCCCUGCCUGUUCACUCUUGCAACCAUCCUUGUACUCACCUUAUUCAUCAUCCGAAAACAGAGGUCCAAAACCGCCGCUCUAAACCUGCCGCCGGGGCCAUGGAAGCUUCCCAUCAUAGGAAACAUCCACCAGAUGGUCGGCGACCAACCCCACCGCCGACUCAGAGAUCUGGCCCGCAAAUACGGUCCCGAUGUGAUGCAGCUUCAGCUUGGGGAGCUCUCUCACAUCGUGAUCUCAACCCCUGAAGCCGCCAAACUGGUGAUGAAAACCCACGACCUAGCUUUCGCUUCCAGGCCUUCUCUCCUCGCCCCAAACAUACUCUACGAUGGCUGCAAGGACAUAGCUUUCGCGCCAUACGGAGAGUACUGGAGACAGAUGCGCAAGAUCUGCACUCUGGAGCUCUUCAGCGCCAAACGAGUUCAGUCAUUCCGCCACAUCAGGGAAGAAGAGGUCUCCAAUCUCGUGGCGUCUCUGACUCGUUCUGCAGAUGCAGGGGAGCCUGUGGAUCUGACUCGGAUGCUGUUUAAGCUAACGAGUACCGUUACUGCCAGGGCCGCGUUUGGGAAAGUACAGGAGCUAAACGAUGCUUUUCAGAUCGUUCUCGACAACAUUUCGGAUGUCAUUGCCGGGUUCAGAGUCUCUGAUCUUUAUCCUUCCAUCAAAUUCCUACCUGUGCUCACUGGGUACAGAGCAAAACUGCAAAAGAUGCGUAAAGCAUCGGAUUCGGUGUUGGAGCAAAUUAUCGGCGAACACAAGUCAAGAAGAAGGGCGGGAAGAAAAGAUGAUGGCGAAAAAGAGGAUCUUGUCGAUGUUCUUCUGAAUCUUCAAGAAAAACAGGACCUUGGAAUACCCAUUACAAUGGAGGUCAUAAAAGCGGUGACUUUGGAAUUGUUCCUAGCUGGAAUCGAAACAUCGUUGACGGUAAUAGAAUGGACUAUGUCAGAGAUGAUACAGAAUUCAAGAGUGUUUCGAAAGGCACAAGAAGAGGUCAGGCAAGUAUUAGGUGAGCGAGGAAAAGAUGUUGAUGAAGCACAGCUUCAUCAAUUGAAGUACUUGGACAUGGUUAUCUCGGAAGGUUUAAGGUUACAUCCUCCUAUUCCUUUACUCAUUCCCAGAGAAAAUGGUGAGAAGGUGGAGCUCGAUGCAUAUAAUGUCCCAAUCAACACCAAAGUCAUUGUAAAUGCAUGGGCGAUCAAUCGAGAUCCUCGUCAUUGGGCCGAGCCGGAGAAAUUCCAUCCUGAGAGAUUCUUGGACUGCUCGACGGAUUACAAGGGGAAUGAUUUCCAGUUCAUUCCGUUCGGUGCUGGAAGAAGGAUAUGUCCCGGGAUUUCUUUUGGGUUGGCGGUUGUCAAACUGACCCUGGCGAAUCUACUCUAUCACUUUCAGUGGGAACUUCCAUCCAAAAUGAAACAAGAAGGUAUUGAUAUGACUGAAAGUUUUGGCACGUCACUGAGAAGGAAGAAUGCUCUUCGCUUGAUUCCAGUUUCGUAUGAUGGCUUGGCCUAAAUGGAGGUUAAAAUGUAUAACUGAAAGUGAAGAUUCUCAUUACGAGAUCAUAUGCUUCCCCUUUUCAACUUGUUGCUUGUGAUUUCUUCACUCCUAUCAUAAUCAUAAUUAGCAAUUCUCAUUUUGUCGUUGAGGCAAAAUUCGAAGCGAAAGAAUAUUAGUGGGUGCGAGAAAAAACCCGAUUUCUAAUAUCACAUGUGAUAGAUGGGUAUAGUUUUCCCAUUAUCCAACACAAAUUCGAAUCCUAUCCUAUCCUAUGAGUCCCCAAUCUCCACUACUCUAGUUACCUUGCAAUUCUGGUAAUCCUUGCCACCCAUUCACCUCUGUCACAACACCGGUACCAAACACUUGGCCACUGCGUUAUCUCCACAUCGACCAAAGAAUGGCAAUGAAACUGGCGAAACUGG